AAAAUAUUCAACAAAAAACAAAAAAAAAUCCACUAUCCGUUUUACGUCAAGCAAUAGGUCGAGUCACUCCCGAUAUAACAGUCAAAGCAAGACGGGUAGGUGGAUCAACUCACCAAGUUCCCGUUGAAAUAGGAUCCACACAAGGAAAAGCACUUGCCAUUCGUUGGUUAUUAGCGGCAUCCCGAAAACGUCUAGGAAAAGAUAUGGCUUUCAAAUUAAGUUCCGAAUUAGUCGAUGCUGCCAAAGGGAGUGGCGCUGCCGUACGCAAAAAGGAAGAGACUCAUAGAAUGGCAGAAUCAAAUAGAGCUUUUGCGCAUUUUCGUUAAUACAUGAAUAGAGUUUUAGGGUCUGGUCUGGUCUGGUCUAUCCAGCUCAAUUGGAAAAGAAUCAAGAGAAUAAGUAAAGAAUCAUAAGUAAUAGAAAUUGAUUUCGCAAAAUUGACACAUCAAUAAGGAAUAAACUAAGCUCUCUCGGGGACUUUAUGAAAGAGUAACCUCGCGUGAUUACAAUGCAAUUGGCACUUUUUUUAUAGGAAUUGGAAGCAGUUACUAAUUCAUGAGCUAGGAUAUACAGAAUGAAAACUUCAGUUUAUAAAAAAGAUAAUACCUUGGUUAUAUUUCAUCUCUUCAACAAGUUUAGUAAUGAG
Cuscuta epithymum is the source of this 646-nucleotide messenger RNA. The record is from the annotation of a GenBank genome assembly. Lineage: Eukaryota; Viridiplantae; Streptophyta; Magnoliopsida; Solanales; Convolvulaceae.